CUGCUGCUACGCCCUACGCUUACGCAGCCUCAUGUGUUCACCACCACUCCUCUUCUCCACCGUCGUCUCUACCAAACCCUAACCCCUAAAAACCCUAAUUUUCCCGCCAAUGUAUCAAUCCACAAAUCUAUCCGUUUCUUCUAGUUUCAAUCACCGAUCUCUCCUCCUCGAAUCACGAUUCCCUAUCUUCUCCACCACCGGGUUCCGCAAAUCCGUCAAUCUAAAGCCUCCCCGCGUCUCAUCGGGCCCUGAUUCCGGCGAUUCAGGUCACAGAACCUUAACCGAGCAGCUUGUCUUGCUCCUCAGAGCUGUCCCGGACUGGGCCGACGAGAUUAAAGAGCGUGGGAUGCAGCAGAAACGCUCUCUCUACACUCACGAGAAAUGGGUCGAGCACAGGAGCUCCCUCCGCCAUGUGCGACAUCUACUCUCGAGCUUUUCAUCACGCGUCAUACUCUCUCUGAUUCCACCUGUUUUCUUCUUCACAAGCGUCGCGGUUGUGAUCGCCAGCUACAACUCCGCCGUGGCUUUGGAUUGGCUUCCUGGUAUUUUCCCUAUUCUUCGAUCCUCUUCGUUGCCGUAUCAGCUCACUGCUCCGGCUUUGGCUCUUCUUCUUGUGUUUCGUACGGAGGCUUCGUAUUCUAGGUAUGAAGAAGGAAGGAAAGCUUGGGUUGGGAUCAUUGCUGGAACUAAUGAUUUAGCUAGGCAAGUCAUUUGUUCCGUUGAUAGCUCCGGUGAUGAAUUGAUCAUCAAAGAUUUGCUUCUUCGUUACAUUGCAGCUUUCCCUGUUGCUCUUAAGUGUCAUGUGAUUUAUGGUUCAGAUAUCGCAAGAGAUCUCCGGAACUUGAUAGAAGCAGAUGACCUAACUCUGAUUCUUCAAUCAAAGCAUCGUCCACGUUGUGUAAUCGAGUUCAUUUCUCAGAGCAUUGGAUUGCUAAAAUUAGACGAUUCAAAGAGAGAUUUGUUGGAAUCAAAGAUGCUCCAUUUACAUGAAGGCAUUGGAGUUUGUGAACAACUGAUGGGCAUUCCCAUUCCUCUCUCUUACACACGCUUAACCUCGAGGUUUUUAGUCUUUUGGCAUCUAACUCUACCAAUCAUUCUCUGGGAUGAAUGUCACUGGAUUGUCGUUCCUGCUACUUUCAUUAGUGCUGCAUCUCUGUUUUGCAUAGAAGAAGUGGGUGUUCUUAUAGAAGAGCCAUUUCCUAUGUUGGCCUUAGAUGAGCUUUGCGAUCUUGUGCAUAGUAACAUCCAAGAAGCUGCUAAAUCUGAGAAAGUCAUACGUAACCGCAUCAUUGCAAAGAUAAAGCUCCGUGAAUUCAAGCAUUCAUCAAAUGGUCGGCAUAGACCUUGAUUUCCACUUGUCGCAAGUAAUGACAAUCUGAUGCAUUCCUUGUGGGUAUUUGGAACACGCCAUGGCUUAGGUUAGUUUGAUAUUUACAUAUUGUAUAGAACCACCUUAUACCAUUUAGGGAUACUUUUACCUUUACGAUUGUAUAUCUUCCUUUUGUAUAUAUAUACAUAUGCAGAGUCAACCUUUACAUAAGUCAUAGUUUGUGUCAAGAACCGCAAUUAUACCAAUCUUUGCAUGAUUUAAAGUCGAUC
Capsella rubella is the source of this 1599-nucleotide messenger RNA. Its product is annotated as UPF0187 protein At3g61320, chloroplastic. The record is from RefSeq and is a predicted model, not a curated record. The coding region runs from base 110 to 1348 and encodes 412 amino acids. Gene Ontology annotation, molecular function: voltage-gated chloride channel activity. The transcript is spliced from 4 exons. Lineage: Eukaryota; Viridiplantae; Streptophyta; Magnoliopsida; Brassicales; Brassicaceae. Gene Ontology annotation, biological process: regulation of photosynthesis, light reaction.